Messenger RNA from Rotaria sp. Silwood2, 2616 nucleotides. The record is from the annotation of a GenBank genome assembly. Lineage: Eukaryota; Metazoa; Rotifera; Eurotatoria; Philodinida; Philodinidae.
AUGGCAACAGCAAUGACUGAAAAUAAUGAACAAACACAAUCAAGUGUAGGUAUAUUACUAAUUUUUGGCGAUAUUAUUUCUAAUCAACAACGUGACGAAAUAUUUCAUUAUCUUAAUAAAGCAUUUAAACAUAUUGAUAAUAAUAAAUUUCAUGAAAUAGAAGAUCUUUUCAAUAAUUUAGUUCAUAAUGAUGAAUUUCAAAUUGAUUCACAAUAUCGACAAAUAAAAAAUACUGAAAAUGGUUCAAUUGCUGGAUUUCUUUAUUUACCUAAUUUUCAUGCUGUAGUAAAUGUAUUGAAGGAUUAUUUUAAUAGUUGUUAUCAUGUUUCGAUUAUUUUUUGUGGUCAACAAAUUGAUUCAAAUGGUUCAUUUAUUUUAUCUGAUUCAGUUUUAACUUCGGAUCAUUUUUAUAAUUUAUUUGAAGAUAAUUCUACAUAUGUUAUUGAAGAUUUACAAAUAAUAUUACCAUUUAUUUCUCAUCAAUGGACACGAUUAUUAAAACAAAAAUAUUUAAAAAAUAUUCAACUAGAUGAUUUAUCUAAAGAAAUCAAUGAAGAAAAUUCAUUCGGCAAUAAGUUUUAUGAACGAUUAAGUCAAAUUUUAAAUAAGGAUACCAUUAAUUUUGAUAUUUAUAAUAAAUUAAUACCAAGAGAUAGUUCAGGAACAAUUGCUUUCGAUGAGCCAAAUCUUUAUAUAUUAUAUGGUCAACAAGGUGAAGCAUCAUUAUUUGGUAUUCGAGGUUUUGUUGUAUUAGUUAAUGGAGGUUUCAGUCGAAUGCCUUCUUAUUGGAAUUUAAUUCGUGGUUUACAAACUAUUGAUGCUUGUAUUUUAACACAUUUUGAUUAUGAUGUUCUACCUGGUUUACAAACAAUUCUUCAUCGAAAAACAAUUCCAUCAUUACAUGAUGGUCGAUUAUGUAAACCGGAUAUAGGAGCUAUUUUUGUUAAUCAUAUUCAACGAGCACGAUUUCAAUCAUCACAUUCAUCAAAAAUAUUAUCUAAUAGCAAAUUAUCAGUCAAUUUAUCUCAUAAUAUAGAUCAAUUUUUACAUGAUAUUAAACAGUUAAAUAUUGAAACAUUUGAUUUAGUAAAAUCUACAACACCAAAUAAACAUACUAUAGAACCAAUUAAUCUUUAUAAAAAAAUAGCUUUUGGUUCACUUGAUCUUUAUAUUUUAUAUCCAUUACCAUCAUCAGUUGAUGAUGAUAAAUAUUUAGCAACUUUACAAAAAAUUCCAAUUCGUGAUCAACAACCAUCACCUUCAAUAAUUCCUCUUCAUCAUUGGUAUUCAUCAUGUACACUUCUCGUUUGGACACCAACAUCGAAAUCGACCAAAGAUAGUUUAGUUCGCAUUCUAUAUACAGGUGCAUGUCCACAAACACUUGUCUUUGAAGCAUUAGCCAGAGUUCGUCAUUUGGAUUUAUUACAUGAAUCUCAACAACAACAUCAAACAAGUCGAGCCGGCAGUGCUAAAACAGCAUCAUCUACGAAUAGCAGCAUAAAUAUUAAAAAUCUAUCCUCAAAACCUAAACCAACAUCAAGUGGUGAAACAACUAAAGUUCUUCCACGUACUGUCAUGUCAAAAUCAAAACCUCUAUCAAAUACAACUCUAAAAUCAGAUAAUAAACCUCGAUCAGCGCCUACAACAACAAAAACAGAUAAGAAAACAUCUGUUUUAACAACUGAUAGAUCUCUUCAAUCAACUACUAAAGAUAAGAAAACACAAAAUUCUCGCCAAACAAUAUCAAAAAACGUUACUAAAAUUAAUCAAAUUGAUAAUCAGGAACAAAAAUUAAAUACACAAAACAUUGAACAAGAACAAUCAAAUAACAAUCAUAAUCAAUCAAAAGAAACAAAUGAUUCAUCUGAUAUAAUUAAUGAUGAUGUUCAAAUAAAACGUCCAGAAUCAUUUUCAUUUACUGAGGAUACAAAUGAAUCAUUUGUUGAUAGCAAUGCUGCAACACCACUUGAUGAAACUAAUUCAAAUUUUAUUUCUACUGAUCCCAUGACAACAAGUUUUGUUGAUGGAGCACCUAAUACUCGAAAUCCAUUUCUUGAUAAAACUGAUGAUAUAGAAAUAGUUCAUCAUAAUAUAUCAACAACAACGACUAAUACAAUGCCAUCAAUUGGCGAAAUUAAUUUACAAGGUUUACCAAUGGAUGAUGAAAAUCAUUUGAAAAAAACAACAGUUAGAAAAUCAAGUGUUCCGACAAUUUCAAUUAAUAAUCCACGUAAAUCAAAACAAACAUUACCAUCAGGUACAAUAUUUUAUGUCGAUGUUGCAUAUAUUCCAUAUCAUGGUAAUGAACAUUAUGUUGAUAGUGAAUUUUUUCGUCGUAUACGCGCUCGUUAUUAUAUAUUAAAUGCUGUUGAAAUAAAUCGUCUUACAUUAGAAUCUUUAAUUGAUGGAAAACAACAAUGGGAUAAACAAGAACAUAUACCAGUAACACUUGUACCAACAUAUGAUGGUGAUCAAUUACGACAAUUUUUUGUUAUGAAUAAAACUCGUUUAGCUGAACUUAAUAUAAAUAUAAUUCCAGCAUCAACUCGGUGUAAUGUGCAAUAUGAUGAUGAAGGUUCACCUGCACAACGUUUACGUUUUAGUGACGAACAAUAA